Messenger RNA from Formica exsecta, 6824 nucleotides. RefSeq names its product AT-rich interactive domain-containing protein 4A (gene htk). Gene Ontology annotation, biological process: regulation of transcription by RNA polymerase II. Bases 228 to 5975 code for a protein of 1915 amino acids. NCBI's taxonomy places the organism in Eukaryota, Metazoa, Arthropoda, Insecta, Hymenoptera, Formicidae. Gene Ontology annotation, molecular function: transcription cis-regulatory region binding. The record is from RefSeq and is a predicted model, not a curated record. Gene Ontology annotation, cellular component: nucleus. The transcript is spliced from 7 exons.
CGAUUGCAAUUCGUGUUGCCGAGAGUUGAGGAGUAGUGAGGAGUGUCGAGUCUGCUUUUUCGAAGCGGGUCAGUCAGUCAGUCUGCGUUUACUGCUGCUCCGUCUGUGAAUCAUUUCGCUUGUUAUAAUCGUGAUGACGAUGUGAGGACGGGCGGUGCGUUUGUUUUGAUGUUUCGGUAGUGUGUUUGAUCCAUACUGUUAACAUUUGCGUCGUCGAGCUCUAGAAGAUGCUGGGAGACGAUCCACCGUCCCUAUCGGUAGGUACGGAAGUUAGCGCUAAGUAUAAGGGUGCCUUCUGCGAAGCAAAGAUCCGUAAAGUAGUGCGAUUAGUGAAGUGUCGCGUAACUUAUAAACCGCAAGGUUUAGGAACCGCGACACUUUCCGAUGAUCAAAUAAAAGGGACUUUAAGAGUAGGAGCCUCUGUUGAAGCUAAACAUGUAGAUCGUAAAGAAUAUGUUGAAGCUACAAUUACCAAAAUCCAAGACUGCAGUCAGUACACUGUAGUUUUUGAUGAUGGAGAUAUAACUACAUUAAGGAGAACUGCGCUUUGCCUGAAAAGCGGACGGCAUUUUGCGGAGAGUGAAACGUUGGACCAACUUCCGUUGACUCACCCAGAGCACUUUGGGAAUCCUGUAAUCGGGGGUAGAAGAGGUAGACGAUCAAGGCAAGCGCAGGAUGAAAGCAGCGAAGAUGAAGACAGUCCACCGCGAGGCACUCACGAUUCUGCUUCCAGUGGAGGUACAAAGGAGGGAAUGGAAACUGAACCAGAGAUCGGCAAAGUGGUGUGCGUGGAACUUGGUGACAAAAAGAAGAAGGAUAAUUGGUUCCCAGGAUUAGUGGUUGCACCUACUGCUCAAGAUACAGUAAGAAUACGAGUGAGGGACGAUUAUUUGGUGCGCUCGUUUAAAGAUGCGAGAUAUUAUACAGUACCCAAGAAGGAAGCCACAGAAUUCACCAAAGAAUUGGUUAAUAAAGUUGAGAACAGUACACUGAAGGUUGCGGUAGAGAAAGCGCUUCUAUUCUUAGAGAAAAAUGAAUUACCACCUCACUGGGAUAAGGAUUCUUUAUUUGGGCAUUCUGUUUCCAGCGGAAAUAGUGAUUACGAUGGAGAACUUGACUCCGAUAGUUCGGACGAUGAACCGCGUGAGGAAAAAGACCAUUUUGUGGCUCAACUAUAUAAAUUUAUGGAUGAUCGUGGGACGCCUAUGAAUGUUUGUCCAAUGAUCGGAUCCGAAGAUAUAGACUUGUAUAGGCUUUUCCGGGCUGUUCACAAAUUAGGCGGUUACAAUCGUGUCACGAAUCAGAAUCAAUGGAAAGCUGUAACACGACGACUUGGUUUAAUGAUGCAAAAUUCGGGACCUUUGUACAAUCUCGUGAAACAGGCUUAUAAGAAAUAUUUGCAUCACUUUGAAGAUUUUUAUAAAAAAUUAGGCUGCACCAUGGUAAAUCAUCCGCGAAGUAGCACGCGUAAACAACGCUCUGGAAGAAGUCUAAUUCGCGAUAAAGACAGAAAUACCCCUGUACCACCGCAACCGCCGGCGCAAGUAAAAAGUGACAAGGAUGAGGACGAGAAGAAAGCUGCGGAUGACGAGAAGAAGGAGAUUAAGAAGGAACCAGUGAAAGAAGAGGAGAUUAUAAAAAUAAAGAAGAAAGAAGAAUCUGAGGGGAAUGAUAGUAGUCAGGAGAGCGAUGUAAAUAUAGAAGCAGAGGUCGAAUCAUCAUCUAAUACUGAAAAAUCGCAAAAACCAACCGCGCAAGUUUCUACAUCAUCUCCUACUACUUCUAUUGGCGCAUCAUCAGCAAGUACAUCGUCCGGCCGAGCCAAAUCAAAAAGUAAAGAAGAUGCCAAGAAAAAGACGACCGAAAAGAAGAAGACGGAAACUAAAAAGCAAGAGAAGAAAGAUGAUAAACUCAAGGAAGAAGAAGCUACUAAGACGAGAUCCAAAGCGAAGGAUGAUACUGUAAAGAAUAAAAGUGCUUCCGAAGGAAGGGAGACUCGAACACCAUCCAGAGAAGGGGAAAAGAAAACGUUAUCAAAGCAGCGACGUUUAACGGACGAAGAAUUGAAGAAACGAGGAAGAAAACGCAAAGAGUAUGAAGCGGAGAAGUCGCGUGCCGAUGAACAACUUACGGAGACUGCCCCGAGUUACAAGGGUCCCGUGGAGUGUGGCGAUAAAUUGAAGGUAUAUUACGGCCCAACUCACGAAUCCAAAGUUACUUACGAAGCAAAAGUUAUCGAAAUUGAGAAGGACGGCCCAGAACCGAUGUACCUUGUACAUUAUACAGGUUGGAAUACGAGAUACGACGAGUGGAUUAAAGCAUCCAGAAUUGCCCAGAAUUUUACACAAGCUCAAGGCAGGGUGAAACGUAUCAAGGCCACUCCUAGGCCUCAAACUCCCAGUACGAAUCUAUCCAACAGCAUCAGCAAUAAGAUGAAAGGCACUUGCAGUUCGGGCGCUAACGCAACGCAGAGCCGUCGCCGAGCACAAAGUGUCGCUCCUACUUCCAGUAGCGUUGCUCAGUCAAUUUCGACGUCCGCGAAGGAAGUUAAGAAGGAGGAAAAGGACAAGGACAAGGAAACGAUGCAACCGACCAGGUCCACUACACCGCUCUCCGUUGCCAGCUCAAGUUCUAGAACUAAGAGUCCUGCCACGCCUGCUAACAGGCAAACCAGGACAACCAGAAAUACAGAGCUGUCUGGCAUGGAGCAUCGGAGGCGCACCAGAAGAACCUCGGGACAUACGGAUAUAUCUAUCGCGUCGGAAACCGAAGAUAGUGAGGCUUAUGAAUCCGACACUACCGAGACUGAACAGAUUAAGACUAAAACAAGAGGUACGGAGGAAAGAAAACGGAAGGAGACGCGUAGUAGAGUGGAAGAGAGAAUUAAAGCGGAAGACGUGAGUGACGGUGAAGAUGACAAGGAUAAUCUGGAUGAACCGCGUAAAGGUAGACGUUUGAGAAGAACACCCGGCAAAUCCCAAGGUAUUAAAUCGGAACCUGAUAGCGACCAGGAGGAACAACCGAAAGGUCGCGAUUUCGAUCUCAAUCAAAUACGAUCCGAAUUAAAAGGUUUCGAUAAAGCGGUCAAAGAGUUGGUUAGAAUAGAGCCUGAACCCGAGGAUGAAAUCAAGCAGGACGAAAAAGAUAGCAUAGUAGCGAUCACGGCAUCACCCAAGUUGGAAAAAACCGUUGAGACUCCAAAAGUGGAAACUAUCGUCGAGACGAAGAUAGAAAGUACGGAAGAUAUAUACGAGUUUAAAGAACCGGAGCCGUUCGAGUUCGAGGUGAGGAACAAGAGGGACACGAGCGGUGAGAAGGAUAAAUUGAAAAAGAGAAUAUUUGAGGAUGAGCCUAAGAGUCCGAAGAAGAAGCAGAAAACGCCGGUCGCGAUGCCGGUAUUGAAAGAAACGAAACCACUGGAACCACCGGAUAAUGAUUCUCGAAAGAAACCGAGGAAAUUAUUCGGUAAGAGAUCCGACGAUGUGAACGAAGCAACGGUGGCAGUUGCUUCUGGCAGCAAACCUACUCAGGUCGCAUCGUAUAUGGCGUGCGAGGACGUUUUUAACAAAUUUUGCGAGUCCACGUCGUCGUUUAAUCAACUGAAAUCAAUGACUACCGUGGAGGAACUUCCCAAUAAGAUGUCCGGCUGUUUAAGUCUUUUGUUCAACGAUUUGCCGCCGGAUGACGAGGGUACGCGCGAUGAUUCGGAAGACCGUCUAAUUAUAUCAGAGACCGAGGUAUCGGAGGCGGAACAGGACAACGUGUUUACGACGUAUCAACAAGAGAUUCAGUUCCACAGCGGCGGCGAAUUAGCGGACAUGACCGAAUCUAAAAAAAACGAAACGAGUACCGCAAUUGAAUGCUCGAAGGAAGAAAUCAGCAAGGCAACAGCCAGCAUGAGUAAUAGUAACAAACCCGCUAAUUCACUGGAUCAGAAACAGAAUCAGAUCAAGUUGUUGCCUACAGUUGGACAAUCGCAAUCGGAAUUGAGGAUGCUGGACACUAAGUUGCUCGAUAUCACCCCGGUUCCGUCGCCGAUCGUGACACCUCCGGCUCCCAUAAGCGCAAGACUGCCGGCGACGUCCACGAUAGAGGAAAAAUUAUCGGCCGCUGCUAUGGCGUUCCGAAACAAAACUAAAGACGCCAAAAAGAUUGCGGACGAGGACACAUCCGAUCUCGCGCGCAAGAUAAUCAAAGAUGCAUCAAAGAAAUCAGACGUUUUACAAAGAAACAAAGACGCGGAUCGCAGUAUUACUGUGAUUGAAAUAGAUGAUAAGAAACGCGAACAGGAAGAGAUUAACGUGAAAGAUCCGUGCAGAGAGAUCAUGCGUAUGGCGAUUAAAAAAGAGGAUGAGGUGCAACAAUUGAAGCCAAAGAAAGAAGCAGAACUGAAGAAGUUGAAGGAGGAUGCAAAGAUCAUCGCUGAGCACAAGACCAAGUUGCAGGAAGUUUCGAGGGACGAAAGCUGGAAAAACGUCGAGAACGAAAGUGGUAAACAGUCCGAAGAGGAGUAUAAUAAAGUGACCGAUCAAAAGGAAAAAGACAGAAUUGAAAAUCGUAAAAAACAAAUCAAUCAGGAUCACAUUAUAGAUUCCACAGAUAGCAGUGAUUCGGAACAGAGGCUCGUGAUAGACAAUGAGGAAUCGCAAGAUGUUAAAGUAUCGACGUCCAGCUUUGAUGUGAAGCUACAAGCGGAAUUGGAUCGUAUACAGAAUAGAGAGCAAGAUAGAUAUGCGAGGGGACAGCCCUCAUUGAAAGCUUCGCAGAAUGUUCAACAUCAGCAGCAACAACAACAGCAAGAAUGUGCGGAAUUCAAGGUCGACGUAACACCGGUUUCAAAGACGGACGAAGAGGGCGAGACGAUGAAUUCACUGCUAUGCGAAGAGGAGAUACCCGGCUCACCGGCUCCGCCGUCCGAGAGCAUCGAACAAGUCAAUGUCGGUCCCUCGUGUAGCCCGCCCAAGAGUGAAGUUACCGAGAGCAGCAUAGUACUGAUGGAGAUGCCUUUUGCGAGCGCACCAACCUCAGGUCAAAGUACGACGAGCAGCAGCAGCACUGUUGUCACCCUCAGCAUGGCAUUGCCAAAGACCGUGGAGGCGUCGAUACCGGUUUCUCUGCCAAUGCAACAAACCGCAUCUUUAAGUAUGCGGCAGCCACAGCAGCAGCAGCAACAACAACAACAACAUCAACAUCAGCAGCAACAACACGUACCGGUUUUAAUGCCACCGCAACGACGAGAGAGCAACGAGGCCGCGCCAGUGAUGGACAAUACGCCGCCGACCACCCCCGAUUCGAGUAUAUCCAAUAUCUCGGGCUCGCCCAGAGAGGAGAGAACCGGCGGCUCGUCGCCGAUCUCCGAAGACAACAUUAAGCUCAAUCGCGACAGCUUCGAGGCGGACAACGACAGUGCCGGCAAAGGCCCGGGUUUCAGUGAGGACGACACUCUGCCAAACUCCGAGGGCAACUGUGCGGACAGAAUUCUCAAACCGCCCGCUAAACGCUCGAUCGACGACAUGCAGUCACCCAAGAAGCGCAAGAGAAAUCGCAAGCACUCGGAAUGCGGCGCCGGCGGCGGUGCCGUCAUACCGAAGAAACCCGGUAGACAGAAUAGUAGGCAUGGUAGAUACGGAGCUGGAAGUGACAGCGACGAUACCAGCGAAGGAUCUAAUCUUUGCGGGGUUAACAACACGCCGACGAGUCACGCCAACACCAUUACCAGUGUUCCUGAUCUUGGCACCUACUCGUCGAGAUCACCAAGACCAACAAAGUAUAACUUUUACGUCGAAUUAGAUCCUGAAUUGGACGGUAGUCAAAGGAUAGCUGUGCUACAGCAGAAAUUAAACGACUUGCGGAAGACGUAUAAUGCCGUGAAGGUCGAGCUCGCCGCUAUAGAAAGACGCCGAAAGAAACUACGAAGGCGGGAACGAGAGGCGAUGAAAGCAGCUAAAGCAGAAAUGCAACAAGCUUGUUCGUGAUAAACAGUGUUGAAAAAAAUCAUUCUUUCCUCGAAUAGUAAGUAAAACUUUCGUAUUUCGACUUUCAGAGAUAUCGAAGUAGCAAUCGUCGACACGGGCAUCAUGCAAUCAUGACAAUUUUUAUCUACGUACAUCUCGUUUAGAUAAUAUUUGUUCCUGCACACUUUUUUGUAUUAAUAAACUGUAGAUAUAGUCGUAAGAUUUAGAAUGAGGAUGCGUUUAUCAGAGCGAUAUACGCGAUAUAUGAUAAAUAUUGUACAUUGUUUCGUCAAGUUUCGUCAUUGAAUAAUUAAAAAAUUUUUAUCUUGUCACCUCAGAUGCAAAGUACAAAUUAUCAAAACUGAUGAUCGUUUUUCAGGUAUUAUUCAUUUCUCUUUUUUCGUUACAAAAAAGGAAAGAAUUAUCGAUAGUUACAUAUAUUAUUGGUACAGACAUCUUGGGAACAAGUAAUUAACUAAGCUGGCUAUCAUUUCUGUUUUUCGAGCACGACCGCACCGAUUGCGGUUGAGCUGUUUUCACACGAUAUUGAAAAAGUCAAAGUACAUAGUGUCAUAAAAAUUCCAGUGACAUCGUAUGAAUAUUGCAUGUAUUGUAAGAAAAAAUGUGUAAAUAUUACAGAUUAGAGUAAAAUUGUGAAUUGUUAAGCAUUGUGUGUGUGGGACGAUUACGUCACGCAUGUGUAUACAUAAAAAAUUCUUGUUUAAAUAAUAUAAAUAAUGUCACAAUUUUUCAUUUUGUGAUUCUGGACAUUACGAGCAAUGGCUUCAUAAUCGUGGAGUGUAAAAGAUGGAAUGUUUGUAUUGCUAUUUUAAUUUAUGUAUAUAACACAACUAAAAUAAAAUGCUAUUA